GGACCACCCACCACCACCACCACCACCCACGACUCCACCAGCAGGACACGGCAGCUCUUCCUCUCCCUCCCCUCCCCUCCCCUCCCAGCACCUCCGGCGAUCCCACCCCGAGAUCCCCCCACCCCGACCCGCGCGCCGCGCGGGGGCCCGGCGGGCUCGGACCGCCCUCGCUCUGCCGCGCGGAGUCGACCCAGGAGGACGACCGCCAGGGCCAUUCCGCGCCCCCCCUGCUCGCGCGGCUGACGGCGAGCGGCCAUGAAUUUCCUCUACCGGGCCGCGCAGCCCGAGCUGCCGCGGAUCCCCGAGCAGCAGGGGGUCCUCAAGACCCUGGAGGGCCUCAUCGCCGACGAUCCGCUCCGCAUCUCCGCCGUGGCGGAAGACGACGAAGCUGCCAGCAACGGAGCCGGGGAGAUCGGCGGCGACACCGCUGCUACCUCUCCCUCCGCUUCUUCAGAUUCGAAAAGUACAGCUCCGGCCGGGAAGCACAGCGACGUUUCCCAGGACGAAGGGUGGAUCACGAUUCCCAACAAGGAGCUUCCUGGGGAUUGGAGUGAGGUUUCGGACAUGCUGCAGCUGCGGCCUUUGGAUCGCCCCUUCCUUUUUCCUGGCGAGCAGGUCCAUAUACUGGCGUGCCUAUCAGCCUCUAAGCAAGAUAUGACCUGCAUAUCUCCGUUUAGAAUUGCUGCCGUGAUGUCUAAGAGUGGAAAUUCGCCGCGGCACCCCACAAAUAAAUCUAGCUCUGUCAGUGAGAAUGGGGAUGCCAAUGGAACAGCCGGAGAAAAUAGUUCUCACGGUGUCGAGGAUAACAUGGAGAGUGUUGAACUCAAUGACAAAGUAUCUUCUCCUUCAAAACAAGAUAUCCUGGAGACUGAAUCCCUCCUUCGGAUGGAAGAUCACAAAGAGCAAAUAGAAACCGUGCUGCAAAAAUUCAAAAGAUCUAACUUUUUUGUCCGAAUCGCGGAGUCAGAUGAACCUCUCUGGUCCAAGAAAAGAGUAGCUGCAACUAAGACGGCAGAUGAACAAUUAUAUUCGGAUAGCCAGGGAAAUAACACAGUUUCAAGGAGUACUGCUUACAAUACCAUUUCUGAUAAAGGAGUUUUUGAUGGUAGCACAUCCGGAGGAGUCGCUCGGGAUACUGUAAGGUGCUAUGCUCUGCAGAAUGGAGACAUCGUGGUUGUUUUGCAAGUGAAUGUUGGUGUUAGCAAUAUGGUAGAUCCAGUGCUUGAAGUUCUUCAAUUUGAGAAGUGUACAUCAAGCAAUUAUAUGCGUGAGAAUCUUGUAAACGGGCUUCCUAAUGGUUAUGAGGAUCCUUGUCAGGAGCUGCUUAGCUGGUUGCUCCCUUUAGAUCGCACACUACCUCCUCCUCGUUCUUUAUCACCUCCUACUCUCAAUCCCAGUAUAUCACACAAGCAAUCUUUUUCUGCUUCUGGGUCUCAAAUAUUUUCGUUAAGUCAUUUCAGAAGCUAUUCAAUGCCUUCAUCCUCCUUUGCCCUUGCCCAGCUUCCCAACAUAAGAUCACCCCCAAUAUCUGAAAAUCAAGAAUUUGUGCCUGAAAAGCCUGCAAAAACACCUGAUGUUAUAAAUGAUGGGCAGCUUUCCUUUAGAGGAGUUCCUUUGGAGCCUGAACGGUAUUCUGUACGCUGUGGUCUAGAAGGUGUAUAUCUACCAGGGAAAAGAUGGUCAAGAAAAGUUGAAAUAAUUCAACCAAUUGAAGUUCAUUCUUUUUCUGCCAAAUGUACUGCAGAAAAUCUUCUUUGUGUCUUAAUAAAGAACAUUGCUCCACGGCAUGUGCAAGACAUAGUUGUAUUCAUAGAUGCAAUUACUGUUGUCUUUGAGGAGGCAUCCAAAGGAGGUUCUCCUUUAUCUCUACCAAUUGCCAGUAUUGAGGUCGGACAUGGUCACAGUUUACCAAAUCUGUCACUCAGGCGGGGUGAAGAACACUCGUUUAUUUUGAAGCCAGCAAUUAUGUCCUCCAGGGAUCGGAGGAUCAACAGUGAUGUACCUCUGACUUUGUCACUCCCAAAGAUGAGUGGAGCUGCCACAAAUACUUCCACGCCUAGGGUUAGCGAGCUCAGCGCUGGUCUUACCGAUCAGUAUGCUGUACUUAUAUCAUAUCGCUGCAAUUAUACAGAAUCAAAACUUUUCUUCAAGCAAGCCACAAGCUGGCAACCCUGUGCAGCUAGUGAUCUUAUGAUCUCUGUGUCUUCUGAACUGUCAUUACGAAAUCCUAGCCCGAGUGCUCGAGUUCCUCAACUCCCCGUGCAGGUCUUAACCCUUGAAGCUACUAAUAUGACUUCAGAAAACCUCACAUUAACUGUUCUUGCUCCAGAAGCAUCUGGUUCUUCUUCAGUUGUAUCAUUGAACUCAGCUCCAACCACACCAGAUGGUUCUUAUUAUAAUCUUAAUGAGCCUAUGAGAAGGUCUGGCUUGGGAAAACAUGGAACUGGUUUUCGGAGACUGAAUUCAGUUGUUGUCGGAUCUCCAAAAGAAAGUGACAAUGGAGGAAAUAGAAUGAGCACUUCAGCAGGCUGUACUCAUUUGUGGUUGCAGAGUGCAGUUCCCCUAGGGUGUGUUCCUGCACGGUCAAGCACCACUGUCAAGCUCGAGCUACUCCCGUUAACAGACGGGAUCAUUACACUAGAUACAUUGCAAAUAACCAUAAAGGAGAAAGGUCUUACGUACAUACCGGAGCACUCCUUGGAGAUACACGCAUCGUCUGCCAUCUCAGCAGGAAGGUCAUAGUAGGAAUUAGCAGAGUAUUAAUUACUCUAUGUCUUCUGUGGUUGAACCCCUCUGCGUGGAGUGCAAGUCCAACUGUGCAGCUGCUCAUCUGAAUUGGAAUGUUGGACAUGGCAGCUCAUACAGCAGGAUCCAGGAGCCGAGGCAGCCAGAUACUGCUGUUUCUGCCGAAGGCGAUGAUCUCCACAUCAACUGGAUAAGCUGAGACCAGCGAAUUGUGUUAUCCCUGUUUGCAUAUAUGCAUUUAUACGUGGAGCUCUGAGUGAUUGGGCAGGCUUGGAAAAAAACUGUAAUGUUGUGUUUCAUAGUUUUGAUAUCAUUUUUGUGGUUUUCCAUUCUUUUUGGUUACAUGUAAACCUGGCGCUUGGCCUUGUCUUAGUUGGCGGGAGUAUGUAUCAUGUGAUGUACUGUCGGAAAAAUGAGAAAUUUACGCAUCAUCAGUUUCAUCUUUUC
Molecule: messenger RNA, 3192 nt
Organism: Triticum dicoccoides
Lineage: Eukaryota; Viridiplantae; Streptophyta; Magnoliopsida; Poales; Poaceae
Exons: 10
Coding region: 256-2742 (828 amino acids)
Source: RefSeq, a predicted model, not a curated record